AUACUGCACACUUGUGAGCUAAGCAGAUUGUGGUCCAGGACAUUUGCAAAUGGCCCCAGACAAAAAAAUGACAGUGAUUCAACAGAUUCAACAGAUUCUAAAACUUCACAACUUAAUGAUGCAUCAGUCAAAAACAACUUGCCUCAAAAGUCUAUUUGGUCUGAACCCAUACCUGAGUAUCUGAGAGGAGACCAUUUGCCAGACCCUGUCAGAAAUACAGAAAGGGAAUAUUUUGAAGCUGUUUCGAACCCUGAUAAAAAAGCUUACUUGGACACACUAUUAUAUUCUAGAGAGCGUGGUAUCUCUAGAACUGUUAGCACCUGGUUGCAGUGGAACCUUAACAUCAAUGAUGAUCAAGAGAUUGCAGCCAUCAUCGAGAAGAAUGAGUUUAUGCAGCACAAAAAGGAUCAGAGGUAUUUGGAGGAGAGAGAGAAAGCACUAGGCCCUGAACUGGCUGCAGCACAUUUUAUCCUAGCCCGCGGGGGCGCCGUCAGGUUUGUUGGACGCGACCAAUGGCAUUCCAAAGAUGCCAAACUCAGCUAUUCCAUUCCUAGAAUCAAGGUGCCGAAUCUGUUUGUUGAAGCUGUUGAUGCCAGCGGUAUGAAGCUGACUUAUGUUGGCUUUGAUAUUAUUGGAAAACUGUCUCAGUUGAAAUUCCUGAAGUUUAACAACUGUCCUUAUUUCAAUGACUGGUGUCUGAGUCGGCUGCAACGUGUGAGCCAGACCUUGGAGUGUCUGGAGAUCAGUAACUGUCCUGGGGUCACGGACAACGGCUUGGCCACCCUUCACUGUCUCCAAAAACUGAAAGUUCUGCGCCUGUCCCAGCUUUCAAAUGUGAAGCACCUCGGGCUACUGGCUCUUCUUCUAGAGGAGCACAUCCCGGAACUUGCUGUGCUUGGGGUCACAGAAGAGGAGCUGGAGCCUGUGUCCUGCCAGCACCGGGGCGAGAGAAGACUGGUCAGAGCUUUGCUGGGCUGUCUAGAUGAUGCUGAUGAUUUGGUUGACCAGAAAAUGCACGAGUUCAAUAAGAUGACCCCAGAUGAUUACAAGAGGUUUGCCCGGCCCAUCGAUUGA
This is a messenger RNA of Candidula unifasciata, 1074 nucleotides long. Lineage: Eukaryota; Metazoa; Mollusca; Gastropoda; Stylommatophora; Geomitridae. The record is from the annotation of a GenBank genome assembly.